UGGGCGGAGCUGGGCCCUUCAUGACAGUGAACGCACCACAACCAAUGUGAGCUGCUGGCAUUUAACCGAGGCCGCCGCCCCCUUUCCCCUCCACUGUGUUGUCACGUCUCCUCUUUCUUCUUCGGGGGAAUGACUGCAACAGCUGCUUAUGUUUAGUUCAUCUUGUUGAAGUUUCGGACAAACCGGAGGCAUGCCGCUGGCUCGCAGCCUAUCUGUCACGUCCCUCUCAGGACUGGAGGAGUGGGACGAGGAGUUUGAUUUGGAGGAUGCUGUUCUUUUUGAAAUCGCCUGGGAGGUUGCUAACAAAGUUGGAGGCAUCUACACCGUCAUCCAGACCAAAGCCCGUCUGACCUCAGAGGAAUGGGGGGAGAACUAUUUCCUGGUCGGCCCUUACGUGGAAAGCAACGUGCGCACUCAGGUGGAGCUGAUCGAGCCCACCAACCCUGCGCUGAAGAGAACCAUUGACAAGAUGAACUCCAGUGGGUGUAAGGCGGAGAUAGAGGUAGAUUUGCACCUCGACUUCAACCUGGACAAGUGUUUGUUCCUCUUCAUCGCUGGAAGGUACGAGUUCUCCAACAAAGGAGCCGACAUCUUCUUGGAGGCUUUAGCCAGACUCAACUAUCUACUGAGAGUCAACCACAGCGAUGUGACCGUCAUCGCCUUCUUCAUCAUGCCAGCUCGGACAAACAACUUCAACGUGGAGACGUUAAAGGGCCAGGCAGUCAGGAAACAGCUCUGGGAUACUGCUCAGACUGUGAAGGAACGCUUCGGAAAGAAACUGUAUGACUCACUUCUGGUUGGGCAGCUGCCAGACAUAUCAAAGAUGCUGGACAAAGAGGAUUUCACCAUAAUGAAGCGUGCCAUCUUUGCGACCCAGAGACAGGGCCAGCCUCCGAUCUGCACUCAUAACAUGCUGGAGGACAGCAGCGACCCCAUCCUCAACUGUGUCCGCCGCAUCGGCCUUUUCAACAGCUCUGCUGACCGUGUCAAGAUCAUUUUCCAUCCAGAGUUCCUCUCGUCCACCUCUCCUUUACUUCCGAUGGAUUAUGAGGAGUUUGUGAGAGGCUGCCACCUCGGUGUCUUUCCCUCUUACUACGAGCCUUGGGGCUACACACCUGCUGAGUGCACAGUUAUGGGAAUUCCAUCGAUCUCAACUAACCUGUCAGGCUUUGGCUGUUUCAUGGAGGAGCACAUAGCAGACCCCUCAGCGUAUGGUAUUUACAUCCUUGACCGGCGGCUUCGGGCGGUCGAUGAGUCGUGUAACCAGCUCACCUCCUUCCUGUUCCAGUUCUGCAAGCAGAGUCGGCGCCAGCGGAUCAUCCAGAGGAACCGCACAGAGCGCCUGAGUGACCUCUUGGAUUGGAAAUACCUCGGCAGGUAUUAUGUUGCGGCUCGUCAUAUGGCCCUGGCUAAAGCCUUCCCUGACACUUACCUUUAUGAACCUCACGAGUCAACCCCAACCUCAGGCUUCCGCUACCCGAGACCUGCAUCCGUGCCGCCAUCUCCUUCUCUGUCCCGCCACUCCUCCCCGCACCACAGCGAGGCAGAGGACAACGAUGAAGACGAGCGCUACGACGAGGAUCUGGAGGCAGAGAAGGACCGCGUGAACAUCCGCCAGCCCUACACCCUGCCAUUCAAAAACAAGUCUUCUGCUGUCUAUGGGCCCAAUGGCGACAGCAAUGGUGUCUUGGAUGAGAAAAACUGAGACACACACUCACUCAUACAAAACAUGUUAAACCUCACCAAUAUAACGUAAUUACAGUCAUCAACUUACUCGCAGAUGUUAUAAAUGAGGAAAGCUGUAAAUGCGAGUGAUAAAUUUAAUAUUGGCUUGAUGUGAAAAGCUGUAUUUGUGUCAGUGUCUUCCCGAACUGUGCAUACCUCAAAAUUUUAAGAGUCUGUCAGUUUGAUUUGCUUUGGGUUUUUAUCUCAGUUACACCAGCAGUGAAAGCAGUGGUUUGCUUUGAGGAGUAAAUGCAACAGCUAGAAAAAAGUUAGUCAACAGCUCAACAUGGGGAAAAAAAAAGUCAGAAUUGCUGGAUUUUGUAGAUUACUAACACUGGAUAACACCGAUAGGUCGAAAACAUUUAAACAACGUACGAUUAUUAUGAGUCUCUGGAGGCGGGUUUUAAAUACAUGAGUGAAAGGAAAAACAGCAGAACUCCCCUUGGAAAGCAGGAACCAUUACUUUCCAGCUAAAAGACGGUGUCUGUUGUAGCCACAAAUAGCAGCCAUUCUUUUCACCCUUGUUCGGCUUAAAAGUUUGACGGUAAUUCAGUGCUUCAAACUCAACUGUUCACCUUUUAUAGUAGAAUAUUGUUCUGUCUUUGUAAUGCCUUGUUUACCACAAGACCUCCCACUAUGGAAACAAAAUGUAAAACACACACGAAACACAACAUUGCACGAAUAGUGUCGUGUGUGUGUGUUUUCCUCUUUAUUUCCGUGCCUUAUUGUAUCACCGCCUUUCAGUGACGACCUCACACUCCUGUGUAUGUCUGUGUGUGUGCUCUUAGCGGGGAUGGAUUCUCCCGGGUUCUCCUGUUUCUGAACGUAUUUAUUUGUGAAAAAAAAAAAGAGUUGAGACAGAGUAAAGCUGUGUCCUGUGGUGCCAGCCAUGUUUUCUUGUGAGAGACAUGAGACGAAUGGAGGAGCUUGAAUACGUAUUCACUGUUUGUUAUGGAAGAAGGAAAAUUGUUUUACCAGCAUACCCCCCCACUUCUUGUAACAGUUUUAUCAUUCACAACAUGCACCAGAAGAACUUCUAAUAAAGUUUGAAUAUAUA
Messenger RNA from Paralichthys olivaceus (Japanese flounder), 2782 nucleotides. NCBI's taxonomy places the organism in Eukaryota, Metazoa, Chordata, Actinopteri, Pleuronectiformes, Paralichthyidae. The record is from RefSeq and is a predicted model, not a curated record.